AUGGAGUUACGGGAACGCCUGGCAGCAGUUAUCAAUCGAGAAGUCAUGCUAACAGACAGUGGGGCAAUAUCUGCCGUGAUUGCUGAAAAUUUACAGACAUUUCGACAAAGAAUUGAACUUGAUGAGAUUCUCUUAUGCUUGAAGAAGAAAAGCAUUAUCGAGCAUGAUGAAUACAUUGAAUGUACGAAUCAUACAAAAAAUAAGAGCAAGAUACAAGCGGACUUCAUUUUGGAAAAGAUACCCCGAGCAGGGGAUAAGGCCUUCCCAGCAUUAUUGGAGUGCCUCAAUGAGAAAUAUCCGGAUUUCGUAGAAACACUGCUGAAGGCAAUGGAGAAGAAGGAUGCAAAUUAUGCCCAGACUCUUCGAGAUGGCAAGUACAUUGGUUUCAACUUUCGAUGCCAUCAGGCUCUCGUUUCGGAUCAUUUCAUGAAGAGUCGCAAACUCCUCCUAUCCUGGGUGUCGACAAGGUUGAAGAGAAAUGUCAGUGUUUUUGCCGUGAACUCAGAGACGUUGCAUCGCCGAGGCAGUGCGAGCAAAACUGUGGGCAAGAUGUCAUGGAUCAUUUCAAGUAUACAGUUUCAUAAUGAAUACAACAAAGUUUCUGUGGUUCACUCCAUGGACAUGGACAUGCACAGAUCCACCAGUGUAACGGGGAAUUGCAUGGCUGAAGCAAGCGUAAAGCAAAAACUAAAUGUGAAUAUCAACUUCUCGUAG
Messenger RNA from Darwinula stevensoni, 714 nucleotides. The record is from the annotation of a GenBank genome assembly. NCBI's taxonomy places the organism in Eukaryota, Metazoa, Arthropoda, Ostracoda, Podocopida, Darwinulidae.